CACAACUGAACGUAUCUCUAAACUUUAGCUUACAACGAUGCAAUUCAUGAAAAGAGAUUGGGAGAAACUCUCGAAUAAAGCUUCCACAAAUCAAUCUGAACUUAUCUCUAAUCUCGAUCAACUCAUCUCUCACCUCGAGCUUCUUCGUGAAAACAACGGCAACCUAGAACAUACUCAGACCGAACUUGAAUCAAUUCUCAGUCAAUCCAAAUUGAUUUCUAAAUCUGCACUUCAAUCUCAUAAAGAAUAUCAUUCAUUAUGUUCUAAAUGGCAAAAAAUGAUCGAUAAAAGAUUCUCGCAGACCGUUUUACCACUUCUCGGCACUCAAGCUACAUUGAAUUCUGAUCCAAGUCUUUCAGCAAAUGAUGAUCCGAAACUCAAAAGACCAUUCGAAUCUUAUUCUGCUAGAUCUGCACUUGAUAGGGUAAUUGCAAACCAUUUGAUUCGUCAAGGAAGGUUUGAAACCGCUAAGAUCCUUUUGAAAGAGUGCGGUCAUUCGAUUCCCAAGGAACAUAUCGCCUCUUGUGAAUCACUUUAUCAAAUUCUGGAUUGCAUUCGAUCUGGUGAUCUAGCACCUGCAAUCCAAUGGGCCGAGGAACAUCGAGAAUGGCUGGAAGAAAGAGGAAGUCCAUUAGCAUUCGAUCUCAGACGAUCAGAGUUCGUACAUCUUUUAACUGAUGAUGACCUGAAAGUUAAAGAGGAAGCAAACGGAUUCAAUUCGAUAAAUGCUCAACAACGAGCACUCGCUUACGCUAGUGAACAUUUUAGACGAUUCAUCUCUACAAGAUGGGAUGAAGCUGUUAAAUUAACUUCUUCAGUCCUUUAUGCUCCUUUAUCUAACUUGAGAAAAUCACCUUAUUCAGAAUUUUAUCAAUCAGCUCAAACCGGUAGUUUAGUACCUUGGGUUCAUGCUCAUCAUCUUAUACCGCUCUUUACGCAAGAAUUUUAUGCAGCCUUAAGAUGGAGUAAAGAGUUACCAUUAGUAGUAGCAACCGAUCUUGGAUCAGGUGGAGCUUUAGCUAAAAUUGCAAAAGUUAGAUCAGUAAUGAAAGAGAAAAGAACAGAAUGGAGUCAAGCUGAUGAAUUACCAGUUGAGAUUCCAUUACCAGCUGAAUAUAGAUUUCAUUCAGUUUUUGCUUGUCCAGUUUCAAAAGAACAAUCAACUGAAAUCAAUCCUCCAAUGAUGAUGCCAUGUGGACAUGUGAUUGCACAGGAAUCCAUGAAGAAAUUAGCCAAAGGCGGAGGAACGGUCAAGUGUCCAUAUUGUCCUAGUAGCGCUUCAAUGACAACUGCCAUGGAAGUUUAUUUUUGAUUUUCUCUUUGUUUCCCAUCAUUUAAAUUGAUUUUAACUUUUAUCAUUCAUACUCAUCUUUCAUUAUUUUUAUAAUGUAAAACAAAAUCCUUCACACGCAUAGGAUUCCUAUUAUCGUCUUUCGUUCUUACUUAUCAAUUGUACAUGUUCAUUUCCUGUUGGCUUUUAUGUGUCUGUUGUGCUCAAAAGUUGUCCCUUUACAUUGCAGCUUGUACAACUUGGAAUCUAAAUGGUAUCCUCUUACAAUC
Molecule: messenger RNA, 1560 nt
Organism: Melampsora larici-populina 98AG31
Lineage: Eukaryota; Fungi; Basidiomycota; Pucciniomycetes; Pucciniales; Melampsoraceae
Exons: 6
Coding region: 38-1312 (424 amino acids)
Biological process (GO): proteasome-mediated ubiquitin-dependent protein catabolic process
Cellular component (GO): cytoplasm; GID complex; nucleus
Molecular function (GO): protein binding; ubiquitin protein ligase activity
Source: RefSeq, a predicted model, not a curated record